AGGAGGACCGUUCAGAAAGGAAAGCUCAUGGAUUUCACCAGCACAGUCAUCCUGCCCCUGCUUUUUGGCAGCCUGGGGAUCUUCGCCCUGUUCCGGGUGCUGCAGUGGAUGCGGAUGCGUGCCUACCUGCAGGAAGCAGUGGUGGUGAUCACAGGGGCCACCUCUGGCCUGGGCAAAGAAUGUGCAAAAGCCUUCCAUGCAGCUGGCUCCAGGCUCGUGCUCUGUGGCAGAGACAGUGAGAAGCUCAAAGACCUGGUGCAGGAGCUUUCUGCCAUGACCAAUCACCAGAAGAACGCACACAAACCUCACACGGUGGUAUUUGACCUCUCUGACACCAAAGCUGUCCUGAAUGGUGCUGAAGAGAUCCUGAAGUACUUGGGUCACGUGGACAUACUCAUCAACAAUGCAGGCAUCAGUUUCAGAGGCACAAUUGUGGACACAGGACUGGACGUGGAUAAGAAAGUGAUGGAAACAAAUUAUUUUGGUCCUGUAGCCCUCACCAAAGCACUUCUCCCCUCCAUGAUCAAGAGGAGACAAGGCCACAUUGUGGCCAUCAGCAGCGUUCAAGGCAAAAUAAGCAUUCCUUUCAGAUCUGCAUAUGCUGCCUCAAAGCAUGCCACCCAGGCCUUCUUUGACUGCCUGCGAGCAGAGGUGCACCAGUAUGAGAUCGACGUGACGGUGGUGAGCCCUGGGUACAUCCAGACCAACCUCUCUCUCAACGCUGUCACCUCAGAUGGGUCUCGCUACGGAGUUAUGGACAAGACCACGGCCGAAGGACAGUCAGCAGCAGAGGUCGCCCAGGUGGUUCUCAGCGCCGUGGGACAGAAGAAGAAGGAAGUCCUGGUCGCUGGCCUGACACCCUCCCUGGCUGUCUACCUGAGAAACCUCUUCCCCAGGCUCUUCUUCACCUUAAUGGCAACUAGAGCAAAAAAGGAGAGAAAAACAAAGGACUCUUAG
Merops nubicus (carmine bee-eater) is the source of this 957-nucleotide messenger RNA. It is a transcript of the gene DHRS7B, whose product is annotated as dehydrogenase/reductase (SDR family) member 7B. NCBI's taxonomy places the organism in Eukaryota, Metazoa, Chordata, Aves, Coraciiformes, Meropidae. The record is from RefSeq and is a predicted model, not a curated record. Gene Ontology annotation, molecular function: oxidoreductase activity. Gene Ontology annotation, cellular component: membrane. Bases 28 to 957 code for a protein of 309 amino acids. The transcript has 6 exons.